UAUAAACUUCCCCCUUAGAACUGCUUUUGCUGCAUCCCACAGGUUUUGGGUCGUUGUGUCUCCAUUGUCAUUUGUUUCUAGGUAUUUUUUGAUUUCCUCUUUGAUUUCUUCAGUGAUCACUUCAUUAUUAAGUAGUGUAUUGUUUAGCCUCCAUGUGUUUGUAUUUUUUACAGAUCUUUUCCUGUAAUUGAUAUCUAGUCUCAUGGCGUUGUGGUCGGAAAAGAUACUUGAUACAAUUUCAAUUUUCUUAAAUUUACCAAGGCUUGAUUUGUGACCCAAGAUAUGAUCUAUCCUGGAGAAUGUUCCAUGAGCACUUGAGAAAAAUGUGUAUUCUGUUGUUUUUGGAUGGAGUGUCCUAUAAAUAUCAAUUAAGUCCAUCUUGUUUAAUGUAUCAUUUAAAGCUUGUGUUUCCUUAUUUAUUUUCAUUUUGGAUGAUCUGUCCAUGGGUGAAAGGGAAAAAUCUUAUAUCACACUUUAAUCUAGAUGUCUGAUCAAUACUAAUGACCUUUUUCAUAUAUUUAUUGGCCAAGUGUUGUGAUUUUUCUGUACAUGUCCUUUGCUCUUUUCUAUUUGAGGUGGUGUGUUUUAUCUUCUUAUAAAUGUAUUAACACUUGGUCAUAUGUUGAAAAUUUUUUCCAACUCAUCACUUGUCCUUUAAUUUUGUUUAUGGCAUUUUUUGACAUGUAAAAGUUUUAAAUGUUCAGUCAUUAAGUAUUUUGAUAAUUUCGUUUUGGUCUCUUUCUUUAGCAUGUUGUUUAAAUAGACUUUCCCAUCUCUUCUUUGAGAGGUUAAAUGGUUUCUUAUAUUUACUUAUUUAUGUUGAGUCUGUUUUUACAAUUCAUUGAAAUGCUCACCCAUUCUUCUAAUAUUGGAACAUUUGAGAUUACAAACUCUUAGAUCCAGAUGUAUAGAGUUUUCUAGUUUCAGAAAAUCUGUUAACUUUAUUUUUACUCCCAUCUACUUCCAAAAAGAAGGAAAAAAAUUAAUUAACAAUAAACCUACACUUGGACAUUUAGUAUGAUGAUAAUUGAUUUAGACUUAUGCAGGGGCAUGUGAGGGAUAUCUCAAAGUCUGUCAGAAAUUUAUAAACUAAGGCCUUCCAUUUGGGUCUCCUGUUAGUAAUAGCAGAAAGGAGGAGGAACAAUCAGUUACAUGUUUCACAUUGUCUGCUUAAAGGAAACAUAUCAGUUUUCUUAAAAGAGAAAUCUUGGCAGUGAAGUCAAAGAUGAAUUUUUUGUGUGGGUAUUUAUGUGAAGAAUGAUGUCUUGAUACCACUUUUAUAGAACAUAGAAUAAUACAAGGCAGUUUAUUUUAUAAACUCUUAAUAAAAGUUAAGGGCAUAAUAUUAAGUUCUAAUUAUGGUAGAGUACUAUGUCUGCAGGCAGUCAAAAUAAUACAAACCACACAUGUGUCUUUCUGGUGAAGUAGUUUGAUAAGGGGUAGAGCUUAGACAAUCUCUGGCUAGAUAUUUCUUAAACUAGCUCUUUCAGCAUAAUAGUUGAGAUUUUUAAAAAUCAGAUUUUGAUUCAUGUAUAUUUGUGAUUUCUAUUUAGAAAUAGCAAUUGUGGAAUGAUUCAUACACAUUAGGUCGACGUGUUUAACUGGAAAGUUUGACAUUUUAUUGUGAGAAUUAGCCUACUAUUUGAGAAGGUGGAGAAUUAUCUCAUAUAAGUGGGUUUCCAGAAUUACCUGCCAUCAGUUAUACAAUUUUUGCUUGCUACACUUCAAACAGUUAUAAUGUGAACAGUUUAAUAGUAAAUCUUACUUCAUUUCAGAUCUGACAGAAUGUCUAAGAAUUUUUUGUUUUUCAUGAGGUACUGCUUCCUUCAUUAUCAAAGAAUAUUGAGAAUUAAGUGUACUUUAAGCUGCUCAAUUCAUCUUUGAAACUAUUUAAACUUACUUUAUCUGUGAAAUAACCCUCAUUUUUAAGCUGUGUGUAAGGGAAGUAAAUAUAUCUUAAACUCUGUAGGAAGGUUUUUUUUAAGGGAAAACAGGAAGGGGAAAGUUUGUGUUGACAGAACAGUAUUGCUUUUAUUAGUUUUCUUUUUUUUUGCAGCUGACACUAAACUUGCAGUGUUUAUAUUGAACAUUAAAUCAGCACCUGACUGAAACAUGACUAGCUAGAGAGUUCAAGACUAUUUAGAUAACUCAGUAUGUUGGACAUUAGGGGAUUAUACUUUGAUCAGACAGUAGUAUGAUUAGGAAUCAGAGUUGUAUCUGAUGUGCUACCGCUAGACCUGAAAUAACUUGAGUCUAUUUGUGGAAUGCUAUGCUUAUAUUUUAAAUUCUAAUAUUUAAAAAAGUCACAGAUCGUUGAGGUUAAUUAAUUCAGUUGCUUGUAGAGGAAGGACUACCUGGGCUUGCCAGAGACAGAGGGUUGCUUAUCCUCUUUAACAUCUCCCAUGAAAGACUCCUCACAACUCUCUUUUGCUUGUUUAUUUACAUUUUUAACUAUUUGAAAUAUUAAUUUUUUUUCUAAGAGUUUCUUUGUUUUUAUCUUCAGAAGGAUUGAAGGGUGACCACUCAGAAUUCUCCUUUUUAGAGAAAGACUCUUUAUAUACAUAAAAACAACCCAUUGGUUAUGUUAUUUUUCCAGGUCUUAUAAUCAAUGGAUAAAGUGGGGAAAAUGUGGAAUAACUUCAAAUACAGGUGUCAGAAUCUCUUCAGUCAUGAGGGAGGAAGCCGUAGUGAAAAUGUGGAUAUGAACUCCAACAGAUGUUUGUCUGUCAAAGACAAAAACAUCAGUAUAGGAGACUCAGCUCCUCAGCAACAAAGCAGUCCCUUAAGAGAAAAUGUUGCCUUACAACCGGGGUUAAGCCCUUCAAAGAAUUCUUCAAGGAGAAACCGAAACUGUGCCACUGAAAUUCCUCAGAUUGUUGAAAUAAGCAUUGAAAAGGAUAAUGACUCAUGUGUCACCCCAGGAACAAGACUUGCAAGAAGAGAUUCCUACUCUCGACAUGCUCCCUGGGGUGGGAAGAAGAAACAUUCCUGUUCUACAAAGACACAGAGUUCACUAGAUACCGAUAAAAAGUUUGGUAGAACUCGAAGUGGACUUCAAAGGAGAGAGAGGCGAUAUGGUGUAAGCUCUGUGCACGACAUGGACAGCGUUUCCAGCAGAGCCGUAGGAAGUCGCUCUCUGAGACAGAGGUUGCAGGAUACUGUGGGCUUGUGUUUUCCCAUGAGAACUUACAACAAGCAGUCAAAGCCCCUCUUUUCUAAUAAAAGAAAAAUACACCUUUCUGAGUUAAUGCUUGAGAAAUGCCCUUUUCCUGCUGGCUCGGAUUUGGCCCAAAAAUGGCAUUUGAUUAAACAGCAUACAGCCCCUGUGAGCCCACAUUCUACAUUUUUUGAUACAUUUGAUCCAUCCUUGGUUUCUACGGAAGAUGAAGAAGAUAGGCUUCGAGAGAGAAGGCGGCUUAGUAUUGAAGAAGGGGUUGACCCCCCUCCCAACGCACAAAUACAUACGUUUGAAGCCACUGCACAGGUUAACCCGUUAUAUAAACUGGGACCAAAGUUAGCUCCUGGAAUGACUGAAAUAAAUGGGGACAAUUCUGCAAUUCCACAAGCUAAUUGUGACUCUGAAGAGGACACAACCACGCUGUGUUUGCAGUCACGGAGGCAGAAGCAACGUCAGGUAUCUGGAGACAGCCAUGCCCACGUUAGCAGACAGGGAGCUUGGAAAGUCCAUACACAGAUUGAUUACAUACACUGCCUCGUGCCGGAUUUGCUUCAGAUCACAGGUAAUCCCUGUUACUGGGGAGUGAUGGACCGUUACGAAGCAGAAGCCCUUCUGGAAGGGAAACCUGAAGGUACAUUUUUGCUCAGGGACUCUGCACAGGAGGACUACCUCUUCUCUGUGAGCUUCCGUCGCUACAACAGAUCCCUGCAUGCCCGAAUUGAACAGUGGAAUCACAACUUUAGUUUUGAUGCUCACGACCCGUGUGUGUUUCACUCCUCCACUGUAACAGGACUUUUGGAACAUUACAAAGACCCCAGUUCUUGCAUGUUUUUUGAACCAUUGCUUACGAUAUCACUAAAUAGGACUUUCCCUUUUAGCCUGCAGUACAUCUGCCGUGCAGUCAUCUGCAGAUGCACUACGUAUGAUGGAAUUGAUGGGCUCCCUUUACCGUCAAUGUUACAGGAUUUUUUAAAAGAGUAUCAUUAUAAACAAAAAGUUAGAGUUCGCUGGCUAGAACGAGAACCAGUCAAGGCAAAGUAAACCCUCCUGUCCCCAAAGGGCAUUAACUAGAUCUGCUUAUAUGUGCAUCGGGCAGUACACCUCUAGCAAGCACACAUAUCAGUGUUAGGUUUUUUUCAGUACAGUAUGUAAGCUUAGUGUUAGUAUUUGUCAGGUGCAAUCUGCUGUUACUUACUCAGAUAAACGUGGUGCCUAUUGAGACAACAGAGGAUACAGCUACAGGUGUUCGGUAAGGCUACAAAAACAUUCUGCCGAUUUAGCUGACAGUUUGGUUUUUAAUGGCUGUAGUUAACUGAGUGAAGCAACUCUGGGGCAUUUGCUAUGAAGAAUUCUAUUUCUUACUGAAGAACAAAUUAUUAAUAUUGGAUGAGUAUUUCAACAGUGUGACUAAUGUUUGAAAUUAUUAUUUUUUCUAAGAAUUUUUCUAUAACCUUCCAAAAGUAGUGAUGUUUGUAGUUACUAUAAAUCAAGCUUUGGAAGUCCAAAAAAUAAAGACUGCCUUCCUUUUAGAAAAAAAUGCAAUUUUCUGGCCACAAGGGCAUAGUGCAGUGCAGUUCACUUAAGUGUUGAAUAGUUUAUAGUCAGUCUCCUUUUCUCUUCUGCAAAAGGUACUGUUAAGUAAACCAGUUUUCUAAGUAGUAGUUCUUAAAAUUUCAGACUUAUGAAAAGUUGGUAGUAGAAUUUUAUUUAGAAUUUUAUUUAAGGCCUUAAGUAUUCAUUUUUUAAUGAGUGCUUUAACAUAACACAUUGGGAAUAGCUGCUGCAAAGUAGGCCUGCGUGUGAUUUUUUUAAGGUGACAUGUGCAGUCAAAUCGCUGAUUCAUUAAAGUUGGAUCUUUUUCUAUGCCCAUGAUGAGUUUGUGAACCAUGAAGAAAAUGAGACUAAACGAUACCCAAACAAGUCAGAUAAUACUACAGUGGUUGCUGAUUGUUGAGAUUAUUGUUAAACUGUAAUUCAUAAUUUAGAUGGCAGUAUUUAUCUCUUUGUUGUAAACUCUCAUAGCUGAAUUGCUUAAGUACAAGUUAUAGAAUUUCAGUGCACUUAAUUUUUAAUGGAAAAAUCUUAAACCUAAAUUGCUGAUUUAAAAGGUACUGUACAACCAUUGUAUCUGUAAAUAACUUUACUUAGCACCUUUUUGUCACUUAGAAUAGUAUGCAAUACUACUUGAGUGAGCUAUUUUGGAAGUAAUACCAAGUUCUAGUGUUUGCUUCUUAGUAUUGGACUGAAUUUACAGUUCCGUCCUGGACACUUUGCACUAAAGUAGUCGAAUCCAUUCUUCUGUCUUUUUGUUAACGUGCUCUGUACCACUGGUGAGUGCUCCUUAGUUUCCUUACCUGCUGCUACAGAAAGUUCUUUUACAUCCCAAUGGCUAUCACCAAGGCCACAAAAAAGAAAAGCUAUAUUUGUAUGCAACACUAACCCUUUGACUGCUAAUGUAUGUUUCUGCUUGCUGUGCCUUGUUACGGCUGCUUUUUUGUGCUAAUAAAGUACGUUUGGUGUUCUCCUUGUAUAUCUGCUGUUUUAUACAUUUGCAACAAUUUCUCUUGUAAAUGGAAUGGUUUGGGGUUUUUAAAUAAGCAUUACCUGACAACCUACUAUAGUUAAUGCAGAAUUACUGAACAGUCUAAUAUUGACUUAUUCCAACUAAGCUAACUCUAAAUUUAAUUCUAUACAUCUUUCCAAUCAUAAUCACAUAUACUGUGGAACAGUAUCUAUAGUUACUGCAAAUUACUGUAUAGUUUAGAUUAUAACAGAAAAUGAACAGAGAAAUACUGGCUAAACCUAUUGAUUUCUCUGCUUAUAAGUGAAAGAUUGAAACUAUCGAUGACAUGUUAUAAUAAAUGAAUAUCUAUAGCCUCCCCCUGCAUCAGAAACAAGUUAAACGAAGUCUUGUAAACUAAUAAUACAUCAGCACCAUUUAUUGGUUUGGGGACCAUUUUAAUUAACAACAAAUGCCCAAAAUGUAGAACUUUAACCAAAGACUUGUCCAUUUUAAAGCAAAAUGGGGAUUGAAGGGACUUACAAUUCCUGUUGUUUCUAAUAGAAGUCCCUGAAGAACAUAUACCAAAGUGUUUGAGAACUUCAUCCAAACCUACUUUAAAGCAUUAUGUGCAAUUAAGUUGUUAUGACAUAAUUACAGUGCAUAAUUGUUGGGUCCGUUUUCUUGAGCUUAUAAUGUACCUGGAAAAUAAACCUCUUGGGGAAAAAAAGUUCAUACUGAUUAUUGGAGAAAGACUAUAUAUGCAAGCAAGAUCUUAUUUUAAAGAGGUAACUUGAAACUCCAAGAAAGCACUUGAUGUUUUGUAUGCUUGUAGCAAAUUGAUGUUUUAAUUGUAGUUUUAUAGAAAGUAUUAAUGCUUUUAUGUAUUUCAGAAAUUUCAUAUGUUAAAUGGAAAUUGUUUUAAAUGUGUAAAUAUUUGAGUUUAUGUAAGCAUGUAUGUUACUGUGCUAAAAGUCACUUAUGUUUCGGUUUGUGUGUAAUAUUAAUAUGCAACUUUUGGUUUAAAAUUUUUUCUUAAACAAUUAGUGGCUUACAUUUUAAAAAAGAAAAAUCACCAGCAUGAAACUGCACCUAAGUCUAUAUUCACUGUGUCUUUUUCUGAAUCCCGUUGUAGCCUGUCAACUAAAUUUGUGUUUUCAUGGUCUUUUUGAAGUGCGUUUUAAUGAGAACUAGGAAAUUCUUUAGAAGUUUAGACAUUUCAUAGUGAAGUAAUUAUAAUUUAACCCGAGGAAAGAUUGCUCUGAUUCAUAUCCACUCUCAUUCUUACGUUCACUUAUUCAUUCAUUCACACUCCCUAUAUACAUAUGCAUAUAUAUACAUAUAUAUAUUUAUGCUGUUAUUAAUUUCAACAUUAAUAUUGCCAUCUGAUUCAAAAUCAUGUAAAGGCCUUAUUCUAUAUAUAUAUAUAUAUAUAUAUAUACACAUAUAUAUAUAUACUAUCCUUGUACCAUUCAUACUUGAUUAUCUGCACCUGAAGUUUAGUCUUACAACUAUAAUCUUGUUUGUAAUACCGUCACCUUAAAAAGAGAAAGCAUUCAUUAGUAUUUUCUUUACUGGCUAAACACAGUAAAAAAAAUUCUGAAGAAACAGCUUGGUUUAAAUAUAGUUACUAAGAGUCAUAAUUAAAUUUAUACUUUUUAGACAAAAAUUGAGCCCAAGUAAUCAUACUCCACAAACUGAUCUGUGUUCCUAUGGUCCAUGAGAAGGUUUAUAUAAGAUUUAUAGUGGCUUGAACUAUAAAAAUUGAUACUUGAAUUCUAAGCUUCAUUUUGACAAAAUUCAAAGUUUAUGAACAUUUUUAUUUGACAUUUUGACCUGGUUGCUAUUCAUUUUCCAUCCUAAGCUUCCUUUGCUCCAUGGCACUAAAUACAAGUUUGGUAAGUUUUAUUGAGAUUGAUGUUAGAUCCCUUAUUUUUGUAGCAAAGAAAGUUCUAAAGUUCCUUUUUGGUAGAGGCAAAGAGUCUAGAGUGAGUCAGAACUCUCCUAGGAAAGAUGCAGAGCCUAUAUCUAUCUCUGGGAGUGUGUUACCACCACAGAUCACACCAGUUCCUUCAUUUAUUCUGUACCGCAACACAUAACAGUUUUACCUAGAUGAAAUUAGGUAAACAUGCACACUAAAGGUGAGAAACGUUUCCAAAGGGGGCUAUGCUGCUUGGUGCAUAAAAACUACAUAUCUAUGAGGCUCAGGUUUUGUUUCAUAUUUUUGCAACAGCCAAUAGAGAACACAGUCUUUUAUAAUGUGGUAUAUUUCUAAGGAGAUUUGGGGUGGGAUUUCUGUGGGAGGUGGUUGGUUGUUGUUUUGGAGGGUGGGGCAUGGAGGGAUUGUCCUUUCAAAGUAGGGAUCAGUUGGAACAACUGUUUCCAUGCCCAGGAAGCGUGAUGGAAUAUAGACUCAUUUCAGCCAUUCAUUCAACAAACAUUCAUUGAAGACCCAUGUGCCAGUCACCAUUUUAGGUGAUGGGUAUAUAUUGGGUAUAUAUUAGGUGAUGGGUAUAUAUUAGGUGGGUAUAUAUUAGGUGAUGGGUAUAUAUUGGGUUACAAGACAAAGUUACAGGGUCACCGGAGAACACUGACCUUGAGUGAUGAGAAGAUGAUCACCAAGAUCAAAGAAAAGAGUAUUUUAAUGAAAGAAACAAAACUAAAGAUCUCAAAGCAGGAGUGAGCUUUUAUACUGAAAGAGAGAAUGCCAGUAAGACAAGUCCAGUGAGUGUGGUGAGGAAUGGUGGGUGAUAAGUUUGUAGAGAUUGGCAAGGGCCUGAUCACUUGGGACUAUGGGCCCAAAGUAAGGAAUCUAAAUUUUAUUCUGAGUCUGAUGGUAAGCAAGGGAGUGACAUGGUCUGCUUUAUAUCCCUUUAAUAGAUGGAGAACAAGCUAUAGUGGGGCAAAAUUAAGGUGACUGUUGCGGUUUCCUAAGUGCAAGAUGGUGACAACCUGGACUGGAGUGGUAGUCAUAGGGAGGCGUUUUUUGGUGGAAAAACCUGACAGGAUUUGGUGAUGGGUUAGAUGUGAAGAAGAAAGAAGAAAUCAAAGAUGAGUCCGAUUUUGAGCAAAGGAUGGUGAUGCUGAGAUUUCAGAACAACAGUGGAGGAGCAAAUUGGAGGGUUGAAAUCAAAUCUUGCCUUGGAUAUGUUGAGAUUUGAGAUUCCUAUUAUCUCAAUGUAGACAGACAUUGGGUAGACAGAUGUAUGAAUGUAGAGUUAAGGGAAAAAAGCAAAAUACGGGGAGUUGCUAUAUGGAUAAUAUUUAAAACUAUAGGACAGGAUGGUAACAGCUAGGGAUUUUGCAGGAGGUUAAGUAUUUCUUCGGGGGAAGUAAUUAUGGCGGCAUUUAUCUUAGUUUGUCGAUUCAAGAUUCUGUAUCAUUGAAAGCCAUCUACUUUCAAUAGAGGACUUGCCAUUCAAAAAGUUUUUAAAUACUGGAAUCAUAAGCCUUGCACUCAGUUUUAAAACUUCAUCCAUGUCAAAUUGGUUGUCAUGUUUUCCAUGUCAAGUUGGCUUGUGUAUCUUUUUUAGUACAAAUUUUUAUAUGAGAAAUGCAAGUUUAUUAUGGAAUACUUAGAAAAUACUGAAGAUUAUAAAGAAGCAGGACCACGGAAAAGUCCAUAUUAUCAUUUUCUCUACCAUCACCAACCCCGACCCUGACCCUCUCAACUCCCAUUUUGUAAUCUUCCAGAGGUAACUGCUAUUAACAUUUAUUAUAUUCCCUUCCACUAUUUUUAAUGCAUUUCUAACAAUUAGAAGAUGAAAGUUUAUGCAAUAUGGAUACAGAUAGAUGACAACAUACCAAGGGAGGAAGAGAGUUAUAGGCCUUGAAUCACUUUUAGAGAGUAUACUCAGAUGUGCUCCAAAUUUACUUUUUACCUGAUUCAGUGUGGACCUAGGUUUCUUGAGACAUUUAAGACAGGUCACUGAAUGGAUAGAGUAACGGACACUGCUAAGGCCCAGUUACUGAAGGUUUCUUGAAAUAAAAUUUCAGUAGAAGAUGAGAACCCUCAUCUCAUAGAACUUUUAAACUAAUGGGGACAGAGGCAAAUAUAUAAAUGUGUAAUGACGAGAAUAUAUGAAAGUAAGCAAAAAGUAACUGAGCAAAAACUGGUUGUGUGCUUGAUAAGGAAAAACACAGAAGUGACCCACGUGGAGGACCGGUGAUUCGGUGCCUUAGAUUUGUUUCAUCACAAGAACGUUUAAGAAAUUGACUUAGUGGAUGGUGGAGCAGUCAGGUGUGGAAGUGCAGUGGUAAGUAACAACUGAUGAGGGCAGGGUGUGGUAGAAGAAUUUGUUGAGUGUAGCAUUUGAGUAUACUAGACUGAAGAGUCUGAAUUUAUCUAGGUUCGUAAGCAAGGUAGAAUGAGAAAUUCUGCCAGCAGCUGUAAAAUGGAUUAUGACCAGGAGAGACUGGAGAAAGGACACCCUGUGAAAUCUGCCUGGGUCAGAUUGAUAGCACUGGAAUUAAGCUGAGGAGCACAUCAGAAAGAAACCACACAAGGGAAAAAAAAAUAGCACCAAAAAUUUGGGGUAAGGAAAACAAGCAGUUUGCUUGCCUAGAAGAUUGUUAGUUAACUGUGUCAUAAUUUCUCCAAAUUCAAGCAAAUUAUAAGAAAGCCAAGCUAGUAUCUCCCAUUUAAUAUGAAUAUGUAUCCUCUAUUUUUAAAUAAAACUAAAUAUGUGUAGUAUAUUUUUGAAAGGCACAUUUUUAAUGCAAAAAAGUAAUAUUUAAAUAAGGAAAACUUCAUCACUCUUAGCUAUACUUACAGAGAGAAAUUAGGAAAACUAUGUCAAAUCUGAACAUCAAAACUUUUUUUCAACCUGACAAAAAUGCUGAGAACAGGUGGCAAAAUAAGAUUUAAGAGGGUGUUACUGAAUUUAACCCCCCAAAUGCUAUUGUGAUUGAUGUAUUUUUUUUCAUUCUUAAUUUGAGUGAGUGAAGCCUGCACUGAGUUUUUACUUAGUAGUCAGUCUUACAUUUAGAAAUGUAUAGUAUUACUGCCUGAUAUUUCUUCCUCGAAGUAUUUACUAAGCAUCCCUCUAUAACUGGAAACCCAAGAUUUUAGGGUAUUUUUUUAAACUUAAUAUAACUUUAUCAUUACACUGAAUGGUAUAAUACUUUCUCAUCUGUUUUAAAAUACAAUUAUGCACUUAAUCCUACUUUUUUUGCUUCUAUUUUUAAGAUGAAUUAUUUUAAAUUCAUAGUGAUUUUUGUAAACAUUUUAAUAUACUUUUAAAAAUUGAACUGGAAUAAUUUAAAGCUUUUGUCAUCUAAUUUUAUAAAUAUUUUUUAGGUAUCCUUGGGUGUAAUACAGGCAGUGUGGAAUUUUAAUGACAUUAUAGGAAUAGAGAAAAAUUUUGGUAUACAGUAGUAGUUACAAUACUGUGAAUGAUAAAAUCUGUAAAUUAUAUUUUUAAAAUACUGUCUUUUAGCAAUUUUUAUCUAAAUAAUAACAGGAUUAGAAAACUAAAAUUAAUUUCUAAAAUUUGGCUAUGCUAAGUUUCUCAUCUUUCAAGUAGAUAAUCUUAGAGGCAGUAUAGUUUAUUGGUGAAGUGAACAAAAAAUAAACGUUAAGGGCCUACAUUUGAUCUAUGAAUUCUGCCAGAGGCCGAGUGAUGUACCUAAAAUAAUCCUAGAGAGAAAGCUGCCAGAAUAGCUUCCUGGCCCAGCAAACCAACCAUAUAUAACCUGAUGCAGCAGGCGGAUUAUUAUGUAAUACAUAAGAUUUACCUGAGCUGCUGUGUUCUAAUCCUCUAUUUGUCUUUGAUACGUGACUUAGAGGUGUUAAGUACUUGUCCAAGGUCACAGGAAGAGUGAAUGUUGGAGCUAGGUUUUAAACACGGGUUGAGGCCAGAACCUAAGCUCUUGUCAAUGAUACUUUAAUUUUUGGAUCCUAGUUUUGUUAGCCAAGUUCAUAUCUCUUCCAAUGCUGUCCCUUACUUUCACCUCAAGGGGACAACAGAUUUUCAACAACUGAUACAAAUAGAUUCUAAACCGUUGAUAAAAGUGUUGAAACAACAGGCCUCUAGAGUUUCCUUAAUUCAUAUUCUCCAGUUCAUUAUCUAGGGAGUCACCCACAUAUUUCUCCAACUUUUUCUAGCACUGCUUUUCCCCUUGCUCACUUCUCUGCUGUCAUGCUGGCCUUCAUAUGAUGGCUCCAGCACUCCAGUAUCGUUCCCACCUCAGAGCUUUUGCACCUAUUGCUCCCUCCUGAAAUUCUCAACCUUUCCUCUCUUCCACAUAGCAAGAUAGGUUCUUUUCAUUCUUUAUCUCUUAAGCUUAAAUGUCACCUCCUCAGAGAGACCUGAUUAUGCCAUUUAUAGGAGAUCUCCCCCAUAUUAUUCUCUGUCUCUGCCCUGCUUUUGUUUUCUUCAUAGAUUUUAUUACAAAAAACUUGCAAAUAUGUUAUUCAUUUGGGUUUGGGUUUUGACGUUACCUCUUGAGAAACUCAGAAAAGAGACCACCUCUACCUUGUUUGCUAUUUUAUCCUCAAUGCCUAGCAGAGUACUAACCCAGGGUAGAUUAUUAAUAUUUGUUAAGUGAGUGAAUGAAUUAAUCAUCCUCUUGUAUAUAUUUAUCCACUUUACUGACAAAUAUAUCAUGAAAACCUUAUUGCAUGUCCUCCUAAAAUCUAGAUUUCUAAGAGGGAAGUUUAUAGUGAUACAAAGCUUACCUCAGGAAACAAGAGAAAUCUCAAACAAGAGAAAUCCCAUAGCCACCUCUAAACACACCCUUUGACAUGGCCCUGCCUACCAGAGGGACAAGACCCAGCUCCACCCAGCAGUGGGCAGGUGCCAGUUGCUCCCACCAGGAAGCCUGCACAAGCCCCUGGACCAACCUCACCUACCAGGGGGACAGACAGCAGAAAUGAGAGGAGCUACAAUCCAGCAGCCUGAGGAAUGGAGGCCACAAACACAGAAAGUUAGACAAAAUGAGACGGCAGAGAAAUAUGUUCCAGAUGAAGGAACAAGAUGAAACUCCAGAAGAAUAACUAAGUGAAGUGGAGACAGGCAAUUUUCCUGAAAAAGAAUUCAGAGUAAUGAUAGUAAAGAUGAUCCAAGAUCUUGGAAAAAGAAUGGAGGCACAAACCAAGACGAUACAUGACAUGUUUAACAAAGAGCUAGAAGAUUUAAAGAACAACAGAGAUGAACAAUACAAUUGAAAUAAAAAAUGCACUAGAAGGAAUCAAUAGCAGGAUAAAUGGGGCAGAAGAAUGAAUAAGUGAGCUGGAAGACAGACUGGUGGAAAUCACUGCUGCAGAAUAGAAUAAAGAAAAAAGAAUGAAAAGACAUGAGGACAGGGACUUCCCUCAUGGCUCAGUGGUUAAGAAUCUGCCUGCCAUUGCAGGGGACACGGGUUCUAUCCCUGGUCUGGGAAGGUCCCACAUGCUGUGGAGCAACUAAGCCGGUGCACCACAGCUCCUGAUCCUGCACUCUAGAGCCCACGAGCCACAACUACUGAGCCCACAUGCUGCAACUACUGAAGCCUGCAUGCCUAGAGCCCUUGCUCUGCAACGAGAAGCCACUGCAAUGAGAAGCCAGCGCACUGCAAUGUAGAGUAGCCGCUUCUCACUGCAACUAGAGAAAGCCUGCACGCAGCAAUGAAGACCCAAUGCAGCCAAAAAUAAAUAAAUUAAAUUUUAAAAAAAAAGAAAUGAAGACAGCCUCACAGACCUCUUAGACAACAUUAAAUGCACCAACAUUUGCAUUCUAGGGGUCCCAGAAGGAGAUGAGAGAAAGGGCCUGAGAAGAUAUUUGAAGAGAUAAUAGCUGAAAACUUCCCUAACAUGAGAAAGGAAACACUCAAGUCCAGGAAGCACAGAGAGUCCCAUACAGGAUGAACCCAAGGAGGGACAUGGUGAGACACAUAUUAAUCAAAUUGACAAAAAUUAAAGACAAAGAAUAUUAAAGGCAACAAUAGAAAAGCAACAAAUAACAUACAAGGGAAUCCCCAUAAGGUUAUCAGCUGAUUUUUCAGCUCAAAUUCUGCAGGCCAGAAGGGAGUGGCACGAUAUAUUUAAAGGGUGAAAGGGAAAAACCUACAACCAAGAAUACUCUUCCCAGCAAGGCUCUCGUUCAGAUUCAAUGGAGAAAUCAAAAGCUUUACAGACAAGCAAAAGCUAAGAGAAUUCAGCACCACCAAACCAGCUAUACAACAAAUGCUAAAGGAACUUCUCUAGAUGGAAAAGAAAAGGCCACAACUAGAAACAAGAAAAUUAUGAAUGGGAAAGCUCAUUGGUAAAUGACACAAAAGACAAAAAGGCACAGGAGACAAAACACCUGUACUCUGAAAACUAUAGGAUGCUGAAGAAAGAAAUCAAAGAUAACGCAGAUAGAAAAAUAUACCAUGUUCUUGGAUUGGAAGAAUCAAUAUUGUCAAAAUGACUAUACUACCCAAGGCAAUCUACAGAUUCAAUGCAAUCCCUAACAAAUUAAUAAUGGCAUUUUUCACAGAACCAGAACAAAAAUUUUCUAAAUUUAUAUGAAACACAAAAGACCCUGAAUAGCCAAAGCAAUGCUAAGAAAGAAAACCAGAGCUGGAGGAAUCAGGCUCCCUGACUUCAGACUACACUACAAAGCUACAGUAAUCAAAGCAGUAUGGUACUGGCACAAAAACAGAAAUAUAGAUCAAUGGAACAGGGUAGAAAGCCCAGAAAUAAACUCAUGUGCCUAUGGUCAAUUAUUCUAUGACAAAGGAGACAAGAAUAUACAAUGGAGAAAAGUCUCUUCUAUAAGUGCUGCUGGGAACACUGGACAGCUACAUGUAAAAGAACGAAAUUAGAACAUUCUCUAACACCAUACAUAAAAAUAAACUCAAAAUAGGUUAAAGACCUAAAUAUAAGAUGAGAUACUAUAAAACUCUUAGAGGAAAACAUAGGCAGAACACUCUGUGACAUAAAUCACAGCAAUAUCUUUUUGGAUCCACCUCCUAGAGUAAUGAAAAUAAAAACAAAAAUAAACAAAUGGAAUCUAAUUAAACUUAAAAGCUUUUGCACAGCAAAGGGAAGCAUAAACAAAGCAAAACGACAACCCACAGAAUGGGAGAACAUAUAUGCAAAUGAUGAGACUGACAAGACAUUAAUCUCCAAAAUAUACAAAUAGCUCAUGCAGCUCAAUAUCAAAAAACAAACAACCCAAUCAAAAAAUGGGCAGAAUAUCUAAAUAGACAUUUCUCCAAAGAAGACAUACAGAUGGCCAAAAAGUGCAUUAAAAGAUGUUCAACAUCACUAAUUAUUAGAGAAAUGCAAACCAAAACUACAAUGAGGUAUCACCUUACACCAGUCAGAAUGACCAUCGUCAAAAAGUCUACAAACAAUAAAUGCUGGAGAGGGUGUGGGGAAAAGGGAACCCUCUUGCACUGUUGGUGGGAAUGUAAAUUGGUACAACCACUAUGGAGGACAGUAUGGGUGUUCCUUAAAAAACUAAAAACAGAACUACCACAUUAUCCAGCAAUCCCACUCCUGGGCAUAUAUCAAGAGGAAACCAUACUUUGAAAAGAUACAUGCACCCCAAUGUUCAUUACAGCACUACUUACAAUAGCCAAAACAUAGAAGCAACCUAAAUGUCCAUCAACAGAAGAAUGGAUGAAUAAGAUGUGGUACCUUUAUACAAUGGAAUAUUACUCAGCCAUAAAAAAAGAAUGAAAUAAUGCCAUUUGCAGCAACAUGGAUGGACCUAGAAAUUAUCAUACUAAGUGAAGUAAGAUAGACAAAGACAAAUAUUAUAUGAUAUCACUUAUAAGUGGAAUCUUAAAAAAAGGAUACACAUGAACUUAUUUAAAAAACAGAAACAGACUCACAGACUUAGAAAACAAACAUGCUUAUCAAAGGAGAAAGGUGGGAGUGAGGGAUAAAUCAGGAGUUUGGGAUUAACAUAUACACAUUACUAUAUAUAAAAUAAUCAACAAGGACCUUCUUUAUAGCACAAGGAGCUCUACUCAAUAUUCUGUAAUAACCUAUAUGGGGAAAAAACACCUGAAAAAGAAUGGAUAUAUGCAUAUGUAUAUAACUGAGUCACUUUGCUGUAUAUCUGAAAUUAACACUAUAUUGUAAAUCAACUAUACUCCAAAAUAAAAUAAAAACUGAAUUUAAAAAACAGCGUUAAAAAGAAGCAUGUAAAAAAAACAACCAUACGAUUAUCUCAAUAGAUGCAGAAAAAAGCUUUUGAUAAAAUUCAACAUCCAUUUAUGAUAAAAACUCUCCAGAAAGUGGGCAUAGAGGGAACAUACCUCAACAUAAUAAAGGCCACAAACCCACAGCUAACAUCAUACUCAAUGAUAGAAAAACUGAAAGUAUUCCCUUUAAGAUCAGCAACAAGACAAGGAUACCCACUCUCACCACUUUUAUUCAACAGAGUUUUGGAAGUCCUAGCCACAGCAAUCAGAAAAGAAAAAGAAAUAAAAGAAAUCCAAAUUGGAAAGGAAGAAGUAAAACUGUCAUUGUUUGCAGAUGACAUGAUACUAUACAUAGAAAAUCCUAAAGAUGCUACCAGAAAACUACUGGAGCUCAUUAAUGAAUUCGGUAAAGUUGCAGGAUACAAAAUUAAUACACAGAAAUCUCUUGCAUUUCUAUACACUAACAACAAAAGAUCAGAAAGUGAAAUUAAGGAAACAAGCCCAUUUACCACCACAUCAAAAAGGAUAAAAUACCUAGGAAUAAACUUACCUAAGGAGGCAAAAGACCAUACUCUGAAAACUUUAAGAUGCUGAUGAAAGAAAUUGAAGAUGACACAAACAGUUGGAAAGAUAUACUGUGUUCUUGGGUUGGAACAAUAAUAUUGUUAAAAUGACCAUACUGUCCAAGGCAAUCUACAGAUUCAAUGCAAUCCCUAUCAAAUUAACAAUGGUAUUUUUCACAGAACCAGAACGAAAAAUUUCUAAAUUUGUAUGGAAACACAAAAGACGCCGAAUAGACAAAACCAUCUUGAGAAAGAAAAAUGGAGAUGGAAGAAUCACACUCCCUGACUUCAGACUAUACUACAAAGCUACAGUAAUCAAAACAGUAUGGUACUGGCACAAAAACAGACACAUAGAUCAGUGGAUCAGGAUGGAAAGCCCAGAAAUAAACCUACACACUUAUGGUUAAUUAAUCUAUGACAAAGGGAGCAAGAAUAUACAAUGGAGAAAAGACAGUCUCUUGUAUAAGUGGUACUGGGAAAACAGAACAGCUACAUGUAAAAGAAUGAAAUUUAAACAUUCUCUAAUACUAUAUACAAAAACUAAACUCAAAAUGUAUUAAAGACCUAAAUGUAAGCCCAGAUGCUAUAAAACUCCUAGAGGAAAACAUAGGCAGAACACUCUUUGACAUAAAUCACAGCAAUAUUUUUUUGAAUCUGUCUCCUAGAGUAAUGGAAACAAAAGCAAAAAUAAACGAAUGGGAUCUUAUUAAACUUAAAAGCUUUUGCACAACAAAGAGAACCAUGAACAAAAUGAAAAGACAACCUACAGAAUGGGAAAAAAUAUUUGCAAACGAUGCGACCGAGAUUAAUUUCCAAAAUAUGCAAACAGCUCAUAUAGCUCAAUGUCAAAAAAAUAUAUAACUCAAUCAAAAAAUGGAAGAAGACCAGAAGAGACAUUUUUCCAAAGAAGAUAUACAGAUGGCCAAUAGGCACAUGAAAAGAUGCUCAUCACUGUUAAUUAUUAGAGAAAUGCAAAUCAAAACUACAAUGAGGUAUCACCUCACAUCGGUCAGAAUGGGUAUCAUCAAAAAGUCUAUAAAUAACAAACGCUGGAGAGGGUGUAGAGAAAAGGGAACACUCUUGCACUGUUGGUGGGAAUGUAAAUGGGUGCAGCCACUAUGGAGAACAGUAUGGAGGUUCCUUAAAAAACUAAAAAUAGAGUUACCAUAUGAUCCAGCCUGGGCGUAUAUCUGGAAAAGAAGAAAAAUCUAACUUGAAUAGAUAAAUGUAUCCCAUUGUUCAUAGCAGCACUAUUUACAAUAGCCAAGAGAUGGAAGCAACCUAAAUGUCCAUCAACAGAUGACUGGAUAAAGAAUAUGUGAGAUAUAUAUAUAUAUAUAUAUAUAUAUAUAUAUAUAUAUAUGUAAUGGAAUAUUACUUAGGCUUAAAAACAAUGAAAUAAUGCCAUUUGGAGCAACAUGGAUGGACCUAGAGAUGAUCAUACUAAGUAAAGUAAGUCAGACAGAGAAAGACAAAUAUCAUAUGAUACCACUUAUAUGUGGAAUUUUUAAAAAAUGAUACAAAUGAACCUACUUACAAAACAGAAAUAGAAUCACAGACAUAGAGAACAGACUUGUGGUUACCAAAGGGGAAAGUGAGGGUAAGGAUAAAUUAGGAAUUUGGGAUUAACAGAUACACACUACUAACACUACUACGUAUUAAACAGAUAGAAAACAAAGACCUAUGGUAUAGCAUAGGGAACUAUAUUCAAUAUCUUGUAACAACCUAUAAUGGAAAAGAAUCUGAAAAAGAAUAGAUAUAGAUACAGAUGUAUAACUGAAUCACUUUGCUGUACACCAGAAACAUUGUAAAUCAACUAUACUUCAAUUAAAAAAUACAAAAGAAAAAAUAGAGAGAGAGAGACAA
Molecule: messenger RNA, 18226 nt
Organism: Orcinus orca (killer whale)
Lineage: Eukaryota; Metazoa; Chordata; Mammalia; Artiodactyla; Delphinidae
Gene: SOCS5
Product: suppressor of cytokine signaling 5
Exons: 2
Coding region: 2609-4219 (536 amino acids)
Biological process (GO): phosphatidylinositol phosphate biosynthetic process; positive regulation of proteasomal ubiquitin-dependent protein catabolic process; cell surface receptor signaling pathway via JAK-STAT
Cellular component (GO): phosphatidylinositol 3-kinase complex
Molecular function (GO): 1-phosphatidylinositol-3-kinase regulator activity
Source: RefSeq, a predicted model, not a curated record